Mesorhabditis belari is the source of this 453-nucleotide messenger RNA. The record is from the annotation of a GenBank genome assembly. Lineage: Eukaryota; Metazoa; Nematoda; Chromadorea; Rhabditida; Rhabditidae.
AUGGCAAGCUUUGUGAUGAAGCAGAUGGUCGGCGGGAAGUUAAACGAGAUGAAAGGCGGUCUCGACUCGUUGACGGGCGGAAAUGAGGGAGAAGGGGAGAAGACCGAGACUGGCGAGGAUCCAGAGGUCGUAGCCGCCCGCCUUGAACAGGAAGAGCGGCGCAAAGAUAAACACCGAAAAAUGGAGCAAGAAAGAGAGAAAAUGAGACAAGGAAUCAGGGAUAAAUAUAACAUCCAAAAGAAAGACGAAUCUGGUGGAAUGGGAGGCUUCGAUAUGGCUGAUGGGAGAAUCGGCGCCGCUCGAAAGAAGACACCCGAGGAGUUGGCGGCUGAGAUGCACGCCGAGGAUGAUAGUUUGGUCGGUCAAUUGGGCCUUACCGAGCACGUGGAGAAAGCAAAAACGGCAGUGAAUGGAGCCUUCGAGAUGGUCAAGGGAUUCUUGCCCUUCGGGAAA